Molecule: messenger RNA, 546 nt
Organism: Folsomia candida
Lineage: Eukaryota; Metazoa; Arthropoda; Collembola; Entomobryomorpha; Isotomidae
Product: formin-B-like
Exons: 2
Coding region: 1-546 (181 amino acids)
Source: RefSeq, a predicted model, not a curated record
AUGAACACCGUGUUCCCCUUCUCCGGUGCCUCGACGUCCUCAAUCCCAUCAAGCCUUGGCGACAGCACACUUGACCUCCAAGGCGGCCAGAAGAACGUUAUUCCUCCCGAUAAGAAGAACAAGCGAAAUCCAACCAUCAAGUAUCGAAAGGAAGUGAAGAAACCCUUAACUAAAGCGAUGGAACGAAUCCUGCUUGGAUUUCAGGUUCUUAUCAUCAUCUUAUUUGCCAUUUUCGUCAACUAUGAUUCCGAACAGGCGGACGCCGUCACAAUUUCGCAGAUGAGGAAAAAUGCUCACCCUUCCGCCUCCCAUCAGCCGGCAACCCCACCCCCCGGAACCAGCGUGAGUGGUCGAAAUCCAAACCUGUAUCCGCCAUACGGUCCCCUGUUCGGCGUUGGUCCACCACCACCCGGUCCAUUUUCCCCCCUCGCGGGAGGUGGUGGUCUCCUCCCUCCAUCCCCAGAAGACAACAAACUCUUCCUCGCAUAUCUCGAGCAUGAACGAAUGGCGAGACAGAAACUUCUCCGAUACGAUUCAAGUAAGUAA